Messenger RNA from Aureobasidium melanogenum CBS 110374, 2148 nucleotides. RefSeq names its product VHS-domain-containing protein. Gene Ontology annotation, cellular component: trans-Golgi network. Gene Ontology annotation, biological process: Golgi to endosome transport; Golgi to vacuole transport; protein transport to vacuole involved in ubiquitin-dependent protein catabolic process via the multivesicular body sorting pathway. The transcript is spliced from 5 exons. The record is from RefSeq and is a predicted model, not a curated record. The coding region runs from base 1 to 2148 and encodes 715 amino acids. Lineage: Eukaryota; Fungi; Ascomycota; Dothideomycetes; Dothideales; Saccotheciaceae. Gene Ontology annotation, molecular function: phosphatidylinositol binding; ubiquitin binding.
AUGGAUUGGGAAAAUCGACGCGAGUCAGGCAGGGCGAGAGGGCUACGUCAAUGUCAAGGGCCCGCCAAGAAGCUUAGGAGCAGUUCCACAAUACACCACAACGUGGUGCAUACCGUUGCCUACGCUCAACUCGUUAUCUUUCCAGCAUUUUACGAGUACAACUCUCAUUCUCAAACACAUUCCACCUCAACAUCGCCCAUCGUGGAGGCAGCAUCGGCGAGAUACGCGGCGCGGGACCGCUGGGUUCACGACGGACCUCCUCCCCAAACCCCACUGCAGCGCUACAUUCACAAUGCCUGUGACCCACAAAACUUCGAGCCAAACCUGGCCCUCAAUCUUGAGAUCGCCGACCUGAUCAAUGCUAAGAAGGGCAAUGCUCCUCGCGAAGCUGCCGUCGCCAUUGUGCAAUACGUUAAUCACCGCAAUCCCAAUGUCUCCAUGCUCGCCUUGACCCUGCUCGACAUCUGUGUCAAGAACUGUGGCUAUGCUUUCCACCUUCAGAUAAGCACAAAGGACUUCCUGAACGAGCUCGUCCGUCGCUUUCCCGAACGUCCCCCUAUGCGCGUCUCUCGUGUUCAAAACCGCAUUCUCGAGCUUAUCGAAGAAUGGCGGUCCACCAUCUGCGUUACCUCGAAGUACAGGGAGGAUCUGGGCUUCAUCCGCGAUAUGCACCGUCUGCUGAGCUACAAGGGCUACACUUUCCCCGAAGUCAAGAGGGAGGAUGCCGCUGUACUCAAUCCCACCAAUGAUCUUAGAUCAGCCGAAGAGAUGGAAGAGGAGGAACGCGCCGCUCAGUCUGCAAAACUGCAGGAGCUCAUCCGCAGGGGUACUCCUCAUGAUUUGCAGGAGGCCAACAAACUUAUGAAGAUUAUGGCUGGAUAUGACACUCGCCGCAAGACUGACUACCGCGCAAAGGCCGCUGAGGAGGUUGCUAAGGUUCAGCAAAAGGCAAGGCUGCUAGAGGAAAUGUUGCAGGGCUACAAGCCGGGCGACGAGAUCAAAGAAGGCGAUGUGUUUGAAGAACUCGCAAACGCCUUGGCCAGUGCGCAUCCCAAGAUCCAGAAGAUGUGCGAGGAAGAAUCCGAGGACCACGAAGCUGUCGCAAAGCUGUUUGAGAUCAACGACAGCAUACACCGUACAAGCGAGAGAUACAAGCUGAUCAAGAAGGGUGAUCUCGAGGGCGCCAACAGGAUCGCUGCUGGCACUCUGGGCAUCAGCGGUGCUGGUGUCAAGAGCGGACCCAACAACGAGUUGUCGCUGAUCGAUUUCGGUGGUCCAGAAGAAGAAGAGGCUGCUCAGCCUGCUCAAUCUCAGCCUUCUCAGGCAGCUCCUCAACCUAAGGGCAAUGCUUUGGAAGACGACUUGCUCGGUUUGUCAAUGGGUGAUUCUGCCUAUGGUUCUGGAGGUGCCUUGACCCUUGGCUCUCCUAACAAUGGUCUGGCCGGUCUUGCUGGCCCCUCGAGCUCACAACCGACUCCUGCACCCGCACCUACUGCUAUUCCUCCUCCCGCUCAACCUCAAGCAGCCAAAGCAAACUACGAUCCCUUUGGCAUGAUUUCUUCUCCUGCACCUGCAUCAAAUGCUUUCCACCCACCCCAACAACAACAGAAAGCAGCAGAUCCAUUCGCUGCUCUGUCCGGCAAUUCGCGUACCGCAUCACCCUUCCAAUUCCAGCAAUCUGUCAAGCCUCCAGCAUCACCUGCAGUCCCGCAAUCAGCCGCGUCAUUAUUGGGUGGUGAUGACGAGUGGACUUUCUCGUCUUCUCUCCCUGCGCAGCCACAGCAACCUCAAUCCAACACUGUGACUGUCAUCGACUCGAGCGUGAGAGCCAUCUUCAAUAUCUCGAGACCAGCAGGUGCAAACGACUAUCUUGCCAUUGACGCCAGGAUAUCCAACAAGACUCCUCAACCCAUCAGCGAUUUUACCCUUCAACUUGCAGUAACAAAGGCAUUCUCUCUGCAACUCCAACCACAAUCCGGCCGCAACCUAUCUCCGAACCAGGUCGACGGUAUCAAGCAAGCCAUUCGCUUGCAAGGCGUUGCCCCUGGUAAAGGAAGUGCAGUUCGUAUGCGUUGGCGUGCCAGCUACGUUAUUGGCGGUCAACCGCGCGAGGAGAGCGGUGAAGUUAGCAAUUUGGGUGUGCUUUAG